This is a messenger RNA of Sceloporus undulatus (fence lizard), 4234 nucleotides long. RefSeq names its product egl-9 family hypoxia inducible factor 1 (gene EGLN1). The coding region runs from base 457 to 1725 and encodes 422 amino acids. Gene Ontology annotation, molecular function: peptidyl-proline 4-dioxygenase activity; L-ascorbic acid binding; ferrous iron binding. Lineage: Eukaryota; Metazoa; Chordata; Lepidosauria; Squamata; Phrynosomatidae. Gene Ontology annotation, cellular component: nucleus; cytoplasm. The record is from RefSeq and is a predicted model, not a curated record. Gene Ontology annotation, biological process: peptidyl-proline hydroxylation to 4-hydroxy-L-proline; cellular response to hypoxia. The transcript is spliced from 5 exons.
CUUCCUUGCCUGGCGGUUGGGGCCGAGUGUGACUGACUGGGAAGCGGUGGCGUACGUGCACAGCGGAGCCGGAGAGUGGCGGCGCAAGCUCCGCCCCUUUCGUCCCGAGGGGCGGGGCCUGGGCUCGCGCCGGCGGAAAAGCAGCGACGACGACGUCGACGGCGGUUGGCGUCCGUCAUUCUCUCCGCUCCCUUCAAGCAGAGAGGAAGGGGAGAAGGAGUGGGAGAGAAGGGGGAGCGAUUGGGAGCGAGAGAGAAAACGAGGCAGGCGCUCCUCCCUUCUCUCCCUCAGAGGCUGCCAUGCGGCGGCGGCGACGGGAGGAGUGAGCCUCUGCGGGAGGCGUGUGUGUGUCGCCCUCCGAGGGGAGGCCGCGGCGCAGGGUCGAGGAGCGGGGCGACGGCCAUGAUGAUGAUGAUGAUGAUGAAGAAGAAGUGAGCCUGCGGAAAGGGAGGCAGCAUGGCCAAUGACAGCGGCGGCGGGGCUGGCGGCGGCGGCCUCAGCAAUGGCGAGGGUUGUUGCGGCGGCGGCGGCGGCUGCAGCGGGGCCCUGAGCGACCGCCAGUACUGCGAGCUCUGCGGGAAGAUGGAGAACCUGCUGCGCUGCGGGCGGUGCCGCAGCUCCUUCUACUGCAGCAAAGAGCACCAGCGCCAGGACUGGAAGAAGCACAAGCUGACUUGCCGGGGCGGAGGCGGCGGGGGGGACUCCCACCACCAAGGGAAUAGCCGAGCUGCCAACGCUGCCGCUGUGGGAGGAGCGGGAGGGGAUGGAGCGGCGGCCAAGAAAGGGGCGGCCAAGGCGGGCACCGCCACCUCGGAGGGGACCACGAACAACCACGUUGCCAAAGAGGCCCAGGAGCAGGAAGGGGAGGAGGAGAAGGAGGCGGCGGCGGCGGUGACGGCUCCAGCCCCCUCCCGGGAGGCGGGCCUGCUCUACCGGGACAAGUCCAACCUGACGGGCGGCGGCGGGGACGCGUCCUCGCUGCGCCCCAACGGGCAGAUGAAGUCUCUGGUGCCGCAGCGGCUGGCGCUGGAGUACAUCGUGCCCUGCAUGAACAAGCACGGCAUCUGCGUGGUGGACGAGUUCCUGGGCCAGGAGCUGGGCGGGCGGGUGGAGCGCGAGGUCCGCGCCCUGCACCUCACGGGCCGCUUCACCGACGGGCAGCUGGUCAGCCAGAAGAGCGACUCCUCGCGGGACAUCCGCGGAGACAAGAUCACCUGGGUGGAGGGCAAGGAGCCCGGCUGCAAGGCCGUGGGGCGGCUCAUGAACAGCAUGGACGACAUCAUCCGCCACUGCAACGGCAAGCUGGGCGACUACAAGAUCAACGGCAGGACGAAAGCAAUGGUGGCUUGCUAUCCAGGCAAUGGGACAGGAUACGUGCGCCAUGUUGAUAAUCCAAAUGGAGAUGGAAGAUGUGUCACAUGUAUAUAUUACCUUAAUAAAGAUUGGGAUGCCAAGGUAAGUGGAGGUAUUCUUCGAAUAUUUCCAGAAGGCAAAGCCCAGUUUGCUGACAUUGAACCUAAAUUUGAUAGACUGCUGUUUUUCUGGUCUGACCGCCGCAACCCUCAUGAAGUGCAGCCUGCAUUUGCUACACGGUACGCAAUAACAGUGUGGUAUUUUGAUGCAGAUGAACGAGCUCGUGCUAAAGAAAAAUACUUAACAGGUGAAAAGGGUGUGAGGGUUGAGCUCAACAAACCUUCUGAUUCAAAUGGGAAAGACCUUCUAUAAAGCCUUUGAUCUAGCAAUUCCUUGGCUCUUCUCCCUGCUCCCAAACAGUCCUUGGCACUGUCUAUAACUUUUGAAUGUGAAUAAUAAGAUAAAGGAAAAUCAACGCCAAAUCAACACUUGGAAUAAAUAAAUAAUAGGUUUCAGUGUUGCAUCAAAUGGAUUUUGUAAUUGCUGAAGCAUUGUACUACAUGAUUGUGACUUCAGUUCUGUGACUGCUUAUAUGAAGAUAAGCAUUGAGAAGAAACAGCUUACACAUGAAGUGCCCUACACAGAAGAUUUUGAUCAUUCAUAUUUUGCCAUUCAGUCAUCCAGCUCAAUGUUACUCAUCUUCCUCUUUUAAAAAAAAAAGGAAAGUGGUAAAGAUCUGAAUUUUUUAAUUUUAUUAUUUUGAAUAACCAGGUUCAACUGAUCAAAAUUAAGCAAAACAAAACAUUAUUCCACAGAAUACCAUUUAUCUGGGUUUUUUUUUAAAUUGCUAUUCACACUGUUACCUUACCAUGUAAAACCUAAUUUAAAUAAGAAUUGCCAGUAACUGAUGAUCACUUUGUCUUUUCAUUUAAAAUCCAAAAAGGAGCACUUUAAUUACUAUCUGAACCCAAUUGUUUUUAUUUUCAUAUCUUACACUAAUUUGAACAUUUUAAAAAGAUUGCUGCUGUAUUGUGUUCUCUGAAACUUUUUAAAAACUGAAACAGAUGCCUAUCUCGCUGUCAAUUACUUUGUUAAAUUUGUGGUUUUAUAUGUUGAAUGCAGAGAGCAAGCAUUCUGUAUCUUGUCUCAUUUGGGUUUUCUAAGUGACUGGCUUGCACUAAGUGGACUUGACGCUAUCCGUACUGUCCUUGCUAUUGAAAACCAUGGGUACAAUCCAUUGGGAAUUUCAUCUGUGAAAGUCACUUGAUAGAAGUGAAAAUCAAAAAUUCAUUUCAAGAAUGCAGCUGUGCUUUUGGGCAACUCCUGCUGCUUUUAGUGGGGCUUGUAUAGAUGAAUUAUCAAGUGGACAAUACCCAUAAGUACCAUCAGAUCCCUUUAAUACAAGGGCUUUUCUAGGCUUUUAGAUGUACCAACAAACACCCUUUCUACUACCUUGGUGGGAGUUCUCUGUUUUGACUCUUUACAAAAACGUUACUUUCUUCCACUAUAAGGCAAUGCAACUUAAAAACAGAGAUGAUGUGUUCUCUUAAAGCAGUAGUAUUCCUUCUCAUUUGCAGUUUAGCCAAUUGAUCUUACAUAAUGUCAAGGCUGUAUUCAGUGCAUUAAGACUGAAGUGCAUCACUACAGCCUUAAUAAUCUAAAGGUUUUCAUACUGCUGAGAAAGUUUAACAUUGGCCUCUGAUCAAUAUGGAGAUGUUUUUGACAAGGGAAAAUAAUUAGUUACUUUAAGAUGAAGAAGCAAUAAAGUUCCCUCAUCCAGGCAUUUUGAAAUAUUUGUUUGGAAGGGAUGGGUGUGUGCUCAAGAGUAACCCCUGAAGGGAAGCUUCAAUUCUACCAGCCUUAGAAACAUGAGCCUCCCUACAUAAUGUUCCAUCAUCUGUCCCUUGAUUCCCUCACUCAAGCAGAACAAUGUGAGUGUACAGAAAUAUUUCUGCAUGUACAACUUGGACAAUUUUAGCAUCUGUAUAGUUUGUAUUAUUAGAGACCUUUUCUAUGGAAAGCUCAGUAAUUUUUAUUAAAAAUAAGCUUACUAUUCAUGUAAAACAUGAAAAAGGCGUGUGUUUAGUGACAACUGAUAGAAGAGGGAAAUUCAGUAUUGUGAUAGCAUAAUAGGGGAACUUGUGACAAGAGUUUUUGGGGUUUUUUUGUCCCUUCCCUCACCCCUGCAAAAAGAAGCUGUCAAAACUUUUAAGAGUUUGAUUUUUCUCUUCAUCCUGGUAAAUCAGAAGAAAACAUCUCUACUGUAAGUGCCUCUGCAAGCCUGACCAAGGAGUGUAAAUCUUCUUUUCUGUCUGGUCUGCAGUGCAAUGCACUGUUUUAGGCCUAAAGAACACCAUUUCUAACUUUUAACUGCUUUUGUAUUAUGUUUGAUAUGUUAGAAAUGCACAACAUAAGCCUUUACAUUUUUGUUUGUCCCUCUGUUCAAAGUAUCAAUGUCUUACAUUUGUGCUUGCUGAGAGAUUUAUAUGUGCUUAAAUCUCUUAAUUUGUUAUUUACAAAAGAUCACCAAACUGGGUCUUAUAACAACUGUUCAGAAAACUGCUCGUGUCAGUUAAGUCUCCAGCCUUGGGUAUCACCAAGCAGGAACCUACCUGUUGCAGACUAUUUUUAAACUGUCUUAUGCCUGUAUGUGUGUUUAGUCCUGGUUAAAGAUAAAGCUUCAUAAUGCUAUCUUUAUUUCAUGACAUUAGCCAGCUGUAAAACACAAGACUUUUAUCUAGCAGGCAAAGAAAUUUCAGGAUUCAUUUGCAGAUUUCCUAUGAAGUCAUGUAACUUUUGAAAAACAGUGUUCAUUACUGAAAGAGCUCUCAAGUUGCUUGUAAAGCUAAUCUAAUUAAAAGAUGUAUAAAGGUUCUUGAAA